This is a messenger RNA of Lithohypha guttulata, 1095 nucleotides long. RefSeq names its product ARP2/3 actin-organizing complex subunit Sop2 (gene arc1). Gene Ontology annotation, molecular function: actin filament binding. The transcript has 2 exons. The coding region runs from base 1 to 1095 and encodes 364 amino acids. NCBI's taxonomy places the organism in Eukaryota, Fungi, Ascomycota, Eurotiomycetes, Chaetothyriales, Trichomeriaceae. The record is from RefSeq and is a predicted model, not a curated record. Gene Ontology annotation, cellular component: Arp2/3 protein complex; actin cytoskeleton. Gene Ontology annotation, biological process: Arp2/3 complex-mediated actin nucleation.
AUGGCAGCUCCAGAAGUCCACCACUUGUUCCACCACCCGAUUGCGGAUCACUCCUUCUCCGCCGAUAGGCAGACAUUGGCAGUAGCCAAAGACAACACAAUUGAACUGUACGGCAAGUCCGGCAACAGGUUCGUUCUGAAAGAUGAGCUCAAAGGUCACGACAAGACAGUCACUGGUGUCGAUAUUGCGCCAAAUAGUGGCAUGAUCGUGACCUGCUCCCAAGAUCGCAAUGCCUACGUUUGGGAGCCUUCAUCUACAGAUGGUGGCUGGAAACCUACCCUCGUCCUCCUCCGUAUCAACCGAGCUGCUACCUUUGUCCGAUGGUCGCCAUCCGAGCGAAAGUUCGCAGUUGGUUCUGGCGCGCGUGUUAUUGCAGUCUGUUACUUUGAGGAAGAGAAUGAUUGGUGGGUGUCUAAGCAUCUCAAGAAGCCGAUCAGAAGCACUAUCACGACUCUCGCAUGGCACCCGAACUCUGUGUUGCUAGCUGCUGGGUCUACGGACAGCCAUGCCCGUGUCUUCUCGGGAUUUAUCAAAGGUAUAGAUGAGCGACCUGAGGCCAGCGUCUGGGGUGAGAGAUUACCCUUCAACACAGUUUGUGGAGAAUACUUGAACGACAGCGCUGGGUGGAUCCACGCAGUAUCCUUUGCGCCAUCUGGUGAUGCGCUUGCUUUUGCAGGUCACGACAGCAGCAUCACGGUCGUCUACCCUAGUGGUCCGGAACAGCCACCAAGAGCUAUGAUCAGCAUCAGUACCCAGACACUGCCAUUCACCAGUCUCAUCUGGAACGGCGACGCAGAGAUAAUUGCAGCUGGUUACGAUUGCGAACCCUUCCGUUUCCGAGGCAGUGAGCAAGGUUGGGAGCUCGUCGGCAGUGUGGAGAGCAAGAGGACUGGUCAAGGCGCUGCUACGGAGGAAAGUGCGAGGAACAUGUUCAGGCAGAUGGAUCUCAGAGGAAAGGCUAAAGACGAUACUCAGUUGAGUACUACUCAUCAGAACACGAUCAACACUAUCAGAGUCUUCUCUGGCAGUCAAGCUGGAGUGCAGCAGUUUAGCACUAGUGGAGUGGACGGACGUGUGGUCAUCUGGCAUGCUUAA